Messenger RNA from Xenopus tropicalis (tropical clawed frog), 2592 nucleotides. RefSeq names its product solute carrier family 6 (neutral amino acid transporter), member 19 (gene slc6a19). Gene Ontology annotation, cellular component: membrane. The record is from RefSeq and is marked provisional. Lineage: Eukaryota; Metazoa; Chordata; Amphibia; Anura; Pipidae.
CUUUUCUUUUGGUAGUGCACACUAGGUGCCAAAGGUUUUUUCUAACUAGCAUUUCCUUAAGUUGACAGCCCUUUAUUAAUUUUGCCACUAGCUGCUUAUUUCCUUUCACCACCUGCAGCUGGAAAGGGUGUCUUGGAGAAAGGUCCACCAUGGUAAAACUUGUUUUACCAAACCCAGGGCUGGAGAAUAGGAUACAAACAUAUGAAGAACUAGAAAAGCUAGAAACAGAAGAGGCAGGUGAAAGACCACAAUGGGAUAACAAAGCUCAGUACAUGCUAACAUGCAUAGGCUUUUGCGUCGGACUUGGAAAUGUCUGGAGAUUCCCAUACCUUUGCCAAAGCCAUGGUGGAGGUGCCUUUAUGAUCCCAUUUCUUAUAUUACUGGUAUUUGAAGGCAUACCUCUGUUACAUCUGGAAUUUGCAAUUGGGCAGCGCCUAAGAAAAGGAAGUGUGGGUGUUUGGAGCACUAUUCAUCCAACCCUAAAAGGAGUUGGUAUUGCAUCAAUGCUGGUAUCAUUCUUGGUGGGUUUAUAUUACAAUACCAUUAUUGCUUGGGUCAUGUGGUAUUUUUUUAACUCCUUCCAAGAACCUUUGCCAUGGAGCGUUUGUCCACUGAAUGCCAACAGAACCGAAUAUGUAUCAGAGUGUGCAAGAAGCUCUUCUGUAGAUUACUUCUGGUACAGGGAAACAUUGAACACCUCCACAAAAAUUGAUGACUCUGGCAACCUCCAGUGGUGGCUGGUGCUCUGCUUAGCCUGUGCCUGGGGUGUUCUAUAUGUGUGCACCAUCAGAGGCAUAGAAACAACAGGAAAGGCAGUUUAUGUAACAUCAACUCUACCUUAUUUGGUACUUACAAUUUUCUUGAUUCGAGGUCUGACACUGAAAGGAUCAGUGAAUGGAAUCAUAUAUUUGUUUACCCCAGAUAUUUCGGAAUUGGCAAACCCAGUUACUUGGCUGGAUGCUGGUGCCCAAGUUUUCUACUCUUUUUCCCUUGCUUUUGGUGGCCUUAUUUCCUUUUCAAGUUACAAUUCUGUUCAUAACAACUGUGAAAGGGAUGCAGUUAUCAUUUCUGUAAUAAAUGGCUUCACAUCCGUAUAUUCUGCUACUGUCAUCUACUCUAUUAUUGGUUUCCGUGCCACCGCCAGAUAUGAUGAUUGUGUGGACAGCAAUAUCCUUUCUUUGACAAAUGCAUUUGAUUUGCCUGAAGGAAAUAUUACACAGGAUAACUAUGACAGCAUGUUGAAUCAUCUAAAUCAAUCAAAUUCAGAUUUGGUAUCAACUCUCAAGCUUGAAACCUGUGACCUUGACCAAAUUUUGUCAGAUGGUGUGGAAGGAACUGGUUUAGCCUUCAUUGUGUUCACAGAGGCUAUUACAAAAAUGCCUAUUUCACCGCUCUGGUCUGUACUAUUCUUCAUCAUGCUCUUUUGCCUUGGACUCUCUUCAAUGUUUGGUAAUAUGGAAGGAGUACUAGUACCACUGCUAGAUCUAAAAAUAAUCCCAAAAUCCUUUCCCAAGGAAGCUGUAACAGGUUUGAUUUGUGCAGUAUCAUUUUUAAUUGCACUUAUAUUUGUGCUGGAAUCUGGGAACUACUGGCUUGCAUUAUUUGAUGGCUUUGCUGGAUCUAUUCCACUACUCAUUAUAGCAUUUUGUGAAAUGUUUUCAGUGGUCUACAUAUAUGGUAUUGACAGGUUUAACGAAGACAUCAAAUUUAUGAUUGGUCAUAAACCAAAUAUAUUCUGGCAAGCUACAUGGAGAGUUAUAAGCCCUCUUCUUAUGUUGGUUAUAUUCUUAUUCUACUUUGUGGUAAAAGUCACUCAAAAGCUAGAGUACAUUACAUGGGAUCCAGAUUAUGAACAAUUUCCAAAAUCAAAGCCAGAGUCUUAUCCUGCCUGGGUGUAUGCAAUCAUUGUAAUUCUCGCUGGAGUCCCAAGUUUAGUAAUCCCAGUCUAUGCCAUUUAUAAAUUCAUCAGAAACUGCUGCACAAAAGAUGAAGACCAAAGAGAAAUUAUCAAUGCUGUAUCUGUGGCAUCACUCAAUGGAGACACUAAAAACCAGGUGUAAUGUAGGGUUCGAUUAUAUGCUAUCAAGGUGCAAUAAAGGUCGGGGAGGCCGAUUUACCAAAUUUUGAGGUCGACUAAACCACUAAAACCACGAAGCAAAGAAAGAUCUUCCAGUUGUAAAAUGGACACCUGCCAUUAACUUCUACAUGACUUUGACAGCUUUUAGAUGACGUAUUUUUUCUUUUGGAUUUGUCCCAGUUUUGUCACAUUAAUGACAAAAAAUUGUGUUUUAUUUCCGCAACAAAAACAUACGAAUUGUGAAAAAUAAACAUUCCUAAGUAAAUACCCCCUUGGUGUUUUUUUUUAAAUAAAUUCUGACUAAUCAUGGUUUCAGAAAAUAUUUGGACGUAUAUUUGUGUUUUUUCUUGAAUCGAGAAAAAAACACCAACCCAAUUUUUGAUAAAUCUGGCCCUUAGUGUUGUACUUGUUUGUUUUCAGUUUUCAUGAAUUUAUUCUCCCUCCGUUCACCCUUUAUUCUGUAUUUAGCCAGUGGCAUGAAAAUUAAUGUUAAUAUAAUGUAUACUAAUAAAAAA